Messenger RNA from Diabrotica virgifera virgifera (western corn rootworm), 833 nucleotides. RefSeq names its product collagen alpha-1(I) chain-like. The record is from RefSeq and is a predicted model, not a curated record. The coding region runs from base 157 to 720 and encodes 187 amino acids. NCBI's taxonomy places the organism in Eukaryota, Metazoa, Arthropoda, Insecta, Coleoptera, Chrysomelidae. The transcript has 4 exons.
UUGAGUCCAUACUUAAUGAAAUAGUUUUAAAAAUAUGAGGAAGGCGUAAGGAAUUCAAUAAAUUAAUUCGCAAGGUUCUCUUGAUCUAUAUAAAGAGAUCUACUCCCUGAUUUUCACAUAAUUUCUUGUGAUCUAGUUUGAUAACACUUCAGCACCAUGAACUCUCUGGUAGUUUUCGUCUUGGCCCUCGCCUGCGCUCAAGCCUCAGUCAUCGGCCUAGCCCCAGCGGCGAUCAGCCUUGUUGGUCCCGGAGAACCAGGCGCAGUUAUUCAAGGACCUUCAGCGGAAGCCACAGUCGUUGGUCCAGAUGGCAGUGCUAUUGCCGGAGCUGCAAUCGGAGGCGCCGUAAUCGCCCCACCCAAAGCUGGCGGUGUCGUGACAGCAGCUGUUUCUCCUGGUGUUGUUGCCCCCAUUGCCCCAGUUGUUGUACCAAGGAUUGUUAGCCCAGUUGUCGUAGCUCCUCCUCCAGCUAUUAUUGCUGCUCCUCCAGCUAUUAUUGCCGGUCCACCUGCCAUCGUAGCUGGCCCAUCAGCAGUUUUAGCUGGAGUACCUGUAGCUGGUCCCAGAGCUGUUAUUGCCGGUCCCUCAGGCACAGUCGUCGCUGGUGGUAUUGGACCAAUUGGACCAAUUGGACCAAUUGGACCAAUUGGACCACUUGGACCAAUUGGACCAAUUGGAGGUGUUGGCGUACUAAAGAUUGCUCCUCACGGAUUAUGGUAAAUACGAAAAAUUUCCUGAGUUCUAGUGACGAAAUGAUUUGAACAGGCCCAAUGAUAUUUUUUUAAUCUUAAGAUGUUUGUAUUUAUUUCAAUAAACCUUGCAAGACUGAAAAA